Molecule: messenger RNA, 1479 nt
Organism: Cariama cristata (Red-legged seriema)
Lineage: Eukaryota; Metazoa; Chordata; Aves; Cariamiformes; Cariamidae
Gene: ASB6
Product: ankyrin repeat and SOCS box containing 6
Biological process (GO): intracellular signal transduction; protein ubiquitination
Cellular component (GO): BRCA1-BARD1 complex
Molecular function (GO): protein binding
Source: RefSeq, a predicted model, not a curated record
GCACAGCGGAACACGAUGCCUUUCCUGCACGGCUUCCGCAGGAUCAUCUUUGAGUAUCAGCCCCUGGUAGACGAGAUCUUGGGGCUGCUGGCGAUACAGGAUGUGGAAAGGCAGAGUGCCCUUGAGAGCCCUGCCUGUCUGGGCAGCGACAGGAGCCAGCUCUCGGCUGUUAGACAAGUCUUGGAGAGGGAGACCCAGUCCCCCUUUUAUCAGGAAGGUGUGAGCUAUGCCCUGCUGAAGGUCACCGAGCUGGGGCUCGUCUCCGCCGCAGAAAUUCUGCUGGAGUUCGGAGCUGACCUCAGCUUUGAAGAUCCAGUCACCUACUACACCCCGCUGCACAUUGCAGUGCUCCGCAACCAGCCGGAUAUGGUGGAGCUCCUGGUAAACCACGGGGCCAACAUCAACCGGAGAGACCGGAUCCAUGAGAGCAGUCCCCUCGAUCUGGCCAGCGAGGAGCCCGAGCGGCUGCCUGGGUGCUCCCAGCAGUCGGCCCUCAUGGGUGCCGAUUGCUCCAUUGCAGGAAAGACAGCGCUGUUGCACGCCCUGGCCAGCAGUGACGGUGUCCAGAUCCGCAACACCGAGAGCAUCCGUCUCCUGUUGGAAGGAGGCGCAGACGUCAGGGCUACCACCAAAGAAGGUGACACCGUCUUCACCUACGUCAUCUUCCUGCUGGGAGAGAUGGUGUGCAGCAACACCGAGGAGGCACAGGUGAUCAAUCGCUUCUGCUUUCGUGUCACGCAGCUGCUGCUGGCCCACGGUGCCAACCCCAGCGAGUGCCCGGCCCCCGAGUCCCUCACUCACCUCUGCUUCAAAAGCUUCAAACGCCACUUCCCGCUGCUGCGUUUCUUGCUGGAGUCAGGUGCUGCCUACAACUGCUCCCUCCAUGGUCCCUCGUGCUGGUCAGGCUUCCACAUCAUCUUUGAGUGCCUAUGCUCGCACCUCAGUGUCUCCGAAGAUGACAGCUUCUCAACAGACCUCAUCCAGAAGGGUCAGACUCUGCUGGAGCUCAUGAUGGCCAGUUCACAAGCCAUCCAGCUGCCCAGCAACUUUGAGGUCAACACCAGCAGCUGUAGGUACCACGGGGAGAAGAUCAGGACUCUCUUCUGUUCUCUGAAGCAGCUGGAGCGCUCCCCGCAGGCAUUGAAACAUCUCUGCAGGGUCUUUAUCCGGCAGCGCCUUAAACCGUGGCCAGUAGAUGUCAAAAUCAAGGCUCUACCUCUUCCAGACAGGCUGAAGUGGUACCUCCUCAUUGACCACACUGCUGCCGGGCACGAGGACCUGAGCCUGACUAAUGCCUCUCCGCCUCCCCCUUCCACGGUCGUGGACCUUGGUCUCCAGUGCCUCCUGCCCAGGAACAAGAACUUGGAGCAGGACUCGGGGUUUUCUUUCCAACUUGCUACUGGAACCUGCAAACUCUGGGCCUGCACCUGGAGGUCGCACGUCCCAGCCUCGCCACAGCUGUCUGGCUCCCCCUUCUAG